AUGAUCGCCAGCAGCGUGAUUGUUCUCGGCCUCGUGCGCACGCCUCUCCAGAGCUUCCUGCCGGUGCUCGAGGCGCCUCCUGCCCGCCAGCCUCGCGUCCUCCUUCCUCACCGCAUGAGCCUCGCGUUGCCGUCUUGCGCGGCUUCUGGCUUCUGGACGACGGCGGCGGCUGGCGGCUGCACCGGGCUUCUCGGCCAGCUCGGCUUUCAAGCACUCUUCGAGCGCUCAUCGGACCCGGUGCUGAAUCGGGCGGCUGGCAACACGGCGCACUCGCUUGUCGCUGCAGCGUACUGCCUCUUUGCGACCGUGUUUGGCGUCGCCGGCUGGUGCUUCAGCACCUUUGGCUGCACUUCGACCGCGGCGGGGCGAGUCUUGGCUCCGCUUGGCUGCGUGCGCUGGCUCGGCGCCUUCGCCUUCGGGAUCAUCGCUCUCUGGGACAUACCAACGUGCUUUGCCGUGAAGGAGCUGAGAAAGCCGUCCUUCCUGCUGCACCAUUUUGCGAUGGCGGCCGUUGGCGGCCUGGGCGCCUACUACUGCCCGACCUACUAUGGCCUCUUCUUCCUUGGAGUCGUCGAGGCCUCCUCGGUCCCGCUCUCCGUCUACGAGGGCCUUGAGCGUGCGAGCGAGAUCGCCGGAGAGGGCACCUCAGCGGCGGAAGAGGAGCGGUGCGCUCGCCUGAAGCGGUGGCGCGACGCGGCGCAGGCAGUCGCCACGGCCGCCUUCCUCUUCACUCGGCUGUACCUCUUCACGCGUGUCACCUUUUUUGAGUUUUGGCCUGACGCGCUGGCCGUCCGCUUCUUGCUGGGAGCCUCCGCCGCCUUUGUGGCGCUUCAGUUCUUCUGGUUCGGCCAGAUCGUGCAGCAGGUGUUUGUCGACAAGUGGCUGGCUCGGAAAGAGGCGGCGUGA
Emiliania huxleyi CCMP1516 is the source of this 906-nucleotide messenger RNA. RefSeq lists its product as hypothetical. The coding region runs from base 1 to 906 and encodes 301 amino acids. The transcript is spliced from 2 exons. The record is from RefSeq and is a predicted model, not a curated record. Gene Ontology annotation, cellular component: membrane. Lineage: Eukaryota; Haptophyta; Isochrysidales; Noelaerhabdaceae.